AUGACGCAGACACAGAGGCAGGCCAACGAGCAACAAGCUCUCAUGCAAGCAGGGCAAAUCUCAGGAAGCCUAAGCUUCACAAGCAGUACUUUAAGCACCAAAGAAGAUGAUGAAAUGUCGAAAUCAGCCCUCUCGACUUUUCGGGCCAAGGAAGAAGAGAUUGAGAAGAAGAAGAUGGAGGUCAAGGAGAGGGUUCAGCUCCAUCUUGGACGCAUCGAAGAAGAAACCAAACGCCUAGCUUUUAUACGCGAGGAGCUUGAGGCGCUCGCGGAUCCAAUGAAGAAGGAAGUCUCAGCUGUCCGUAAAAAGAUCGAUACUGUGAACAAGGAGUUGAAGCCACUAGGGCAGAGUUGCCAGAAGAAGGAGAAAGAGUACAAAGAAGCACUCGAGGCUUUUAAUGAGAAGAACAAAGAGAAGGUGCAGCUAAUUACUAGAUUGAUGGAGCUGGUAAGCGAAAGCGAGAGGUUGAGGAUGAAGAAGCUCGAGGAGUUGAGCAAGUGCAUAGAAACAACACGUUGA
Thlaspi arvense is the source of this 519-nucleotide messenger RNA. The record is from the annotation of a GenBank genome assembly. NCBI's taxonomy places the organism in Eukaryota, Viridiplantae, Streptophyta, Magnoliopsida, Brassicales, Brassicaceae.